This is a messenger RNA of Amorphotheca resinae ATCC 22711, 4884 nucleotides long. RefSeq lists its product as hypothetical. Bases 358 to 4542 code for a protein of 1394 amino acids. The record is from RefSeq and is a predicted model, not a curated record. Gene Ontology annotation, molecular function: protein serine/threonine kinase activity; protein serine/threonine/tyrosine kinase activity; ATP binding. Gene Ontology annotation, biological process: peptidyl-threonine phosphorylation; peptidyl-serine phosphorylation. The transcript is spliced from 4 exons. NCBI's taxonomy places the organism in Eukaryota, Fungi, Ascomycota, Leotiomycetes, Helotiales, Amorphothecaceae.
AUCAAUUUCGCGACCACGGCCUCUUGCAUCCAGAGGACAACAUUCCUACCCCCAAUCCAUGGUCCCGGCAUCUUCAAUUCACCUCCUCUCCACCAGUUCGAAGGCUGCCCCGCUCGUCGCUUCGGAGACGUCGAGAACUCCGCAACCACCUUUCCGAACAGAAGUGGGCUCGUGUUGACCUACAUCCUCAACUCCCACGUCUCCCACGAUUCCCACGUCGGCCCCGUCUGCGAAGCCCUAUGGACCUCUGGUGAGAUGAAAUAGCCCUUCGAACGCCUCGGCCCUUGGAAGGACUGAGCUUCAACAGGCAAAUCUCACCCCGAGCAGACUCCGUGCUCGAAGUCUGAGGUCGCAUAUAUGAUUCGAGAAAUGACAGCUCCCCCAGUUCCCAGACCGGGCUUCUCCCCAACAAAAUCCCUUGAAAAUUCUGACCCAGCUACAAGACCACGGGUACCCACCGGGAGAAACCCGACGCUGAAUUCCUCAGGUCGAAACAGUCACAACCUGCUCUCCUUUGGGGCAAUAGACGAUAACACGAGUGGAUCCUCCAAUUUCUUGCCUUCCCCUAGCUUUGACGACCUCCAGAGUAGCAUAUCGAAUGAUAUCCACAACCGUUUUCCUGCACCGGGCGGUCACAAUAAGAUAAUCGGGGGAAUACGCCAGGUCGAACCUAUGGAUGCAUCAAGCAACGAAGGGCGAGGGACAGCAACUGUCAAAGCAGUAUCUGGACCUCGCCCCCUCCGGUCAGGGUCGAUAGUCCGGCGGCAGAGUACGUCGACUCGGCAGAGCAGUAUCUCUUCUACAACUUCGGGGGGAUCCGGGCCCAUGGAUCCUCCAACCGCACAUCUGGCCGCGCGGACCCGACGUCAAAGUCAAUAUCCCCCCCUAUCAGGCAGCGGUGCUGCUAAUGGGCCUUUCAAGAAUCCUCGAAAAUCGAUAGGACCCGGUGUGGUUGAUUCUGAUUACUCGAGACCAGAACAAAGACGACGUCCAAGUCUGGUCUCAAAUUCAUCUGCACAGGGGUUGGCAGACGCUGCGGGGUCAACUCGACUGAAUAUUGGAAAUGGGGGAAACUAUGAGGGGGCUCAAAGACUCACUGUUUCCAGGGCCGCGAAGGCCAAGUCGCUCCAGCCACCAUCGAGACAAGGCCAAGCUCAUUUGACUGUCAGUACCCCGGAACACAGCAGGUCACUAUCAUUUGCUGGCAGGGCACCUGUUCGAGUUAACGGCCAAGGAACAAGCACGCCAUCCUUUUCGGCAAAGCGGGUAUCUGUUAUGCCUGGAAUGCUGCAAGGCGCCCAUGCAACUGGACUGGGUGCAAGGACUGUCAGUCCUACAGAUGCGAGAAGAGCGAAACGAUUAUCUGUCUUGCAGACCGCACCCCCAUUGAAAAAUGCACCCCCGAUUCCGAACACUCCUCCAACACCUCAGCCUGAUACACGAAGGUCAUCUCGAUCGCCCUCAAUGCUGCCGAGGAAGACUUCGGUAACGCCGUCAUCUUCAAGAACAACUCCAGAUAUCAAUCGCUCCUUGCAACCUCGAGCGCCACAGCCGGUUGCCUCGUCCAGGUUACCCACACCAAAGGCAAGGGGUGUGCAUAGUGCAGCGGGGAAUAAUGAAGAAGAGGAAGUUCCUCCAGUUCCCGCAAUACCCAAAGCGUACGAAUCUCCUAAGGACUCGAAUGUCGAGGCUGCAUUUUUCAACAGGCGCAAGUCGAGUAUGCCGUUUGAUGCCAGCAGUAUAAACAGCACCUCGACAAACAGCUUGUCCGGGAGGGGUUCAGCUCGAGAACCCAUCAGAUCUGAGCGGGAAUCGAAGCCCCGGCAGCCUGUCUCUCACAGUUCAACUUCAGAUGUUGAUCAACAGAAUAAUGCUACACCUAUAAAGAAGAAGAACCUGCAACCCCUGCGGCUCCCUCCUUUAAAUCUACUGCCUUUGAGUACCCCCACCACUGCCAAGAUUGCGGCUUUGCAAGAGACAUCUCUUUCCGAUGGACAGACCACACCCCCGCCUCGCCGAGCUGCCCCUACAACUCCUAGCACUCCAAUGACGGCAUCAAAAGCAUCAUUCCUUUUCCGUAAUCGCCCUGGCGAGAAAGGCGAGACAGAUACGCAACAUGUGCGGAGCAACAGUUCUAUCCGUCACGUUCGCUCGGAGUCGUCCUCGCAAAUAUAUGCCAGUAGCUCCGAAUCGUCAAAGCCAAUCUCCAUAAACAGCCGGACUGCAAGACAAACAGUUUCGCCGUUUGUCUCUUCCUCCCUCCCGAAGCAUAAUGGGGAGCACUCUUACAUGCCUAGGUCCAAAACGAGCGGAGAUUUCACUAAUAUGGACACUUCUCUGGAUAUUCGGCCUGCACGACUCACUGGUCCACGUGCCCAGAAAGUCAACAAACCGUCAAAAACUGAAACGCCCCCUGCCCCUGAGAUCUCAAGCCCCGAGGAGCUCGCGACACCAUCUUCAGGGACUUCAAUACGUCGAAAGCUAAGUCUUAGUUGGAAGAGAAACACGUCAAAAAGUAAUAUUAGUAUUUCACACGCAGCCAGCGAGCGAGACUUGGAAUAUGCUCCGCAACCUCCAAAGCAUGAAAAUAUGCCACCUCCGAAACUCCCUGCGUCUGCUACGAUGAACAAUCUAAACACUGUCACAGUGCCUAGCCCUAGCCUCUCUAUUAAGUCAACAACUUAUCUGGACUCGAAGCGAAGAAAGAGUUCGGCUUCGAGCAUUACUUUGCCGAACGGUCACGACAGGACGAGAAGCGAUAGUUGGGGUGUUAAUGGCAGUCCAAAGAGAGAUCCAAACGAAUCGAAGCCCGAAAAACCUGCUGUUCCUCCAGCAUCAGCACGUACAAGUUCUUCUGCUUUGCACAGAAUGCUGAACACCAAACCUUCUGUGAACAACAUGAGCGCGGCGAGGACUACUGACCCUUGGACCAUGGAUCUUGACAAAGAUGACUUAAUAGCCGAAGAAGAGAUGAGGAAGCUUGGUUCGAAACGCAAGGAGACUGAGGUCGCGGCUAGGCAACUGGAUGCGCUUCGAAAGCGUGCUACACCCAAGGAACGUGUAUCACCCCAGCAGGCUAUCCAGAUGGCCAAUCUCAACAUCUACGAGCGCGGCGAGAUUGUGGAUUACAAAGAUAUCUACUUUUGUGGAACCAGUACUGCUCCUAAACAUGUGGGAGAAUUGAGUGCAGAUGCUACAAACUUUGGUUUCGAUGACGAACGAGGAGACUACUCGAUUGUCCUUGGAGAUCAUCUACUCUAUCGUUACGAGGUUAUUGACUUACUUGGAAAGGGUAGUUUUGGUCAAGUGGUGAGAUGCAUUGAUCACAAGACUGGCGGACUUGUCGCUAUCAAGAUUAUUCGAAAUAAGAAACGGUUCCACCAGCAGGCAUUGGUGGAGGUCAACAUUUUGAAGAAGCUGCGCGAAUGGGAUCCUCAAAAUAAACAUAGCAUGGUCAACUUCACGCAGAGCUUCUACUUCCGCGGCCACCUUUGCAUCUCUACAGAGCUUCUUGACAUGAACCUGUAUGAGCUCAUCAAAUCCAACGCCUUCCGCGGAUUCUCCUUGAAGAUAGUCAGGCGAUUCACCAAGCAACUCCUGAGCAGUCUCGUGCUACUGAAGCAACACAAGGUCAUUCAUUGUGAUCUGAAGCCGGAGAAUGUUCUUUUGGCUCAUCCUCUGCACUCGGAAAUUAAGGUCAUCGACUUUGGCUCCAGUUGCUUUGAGAAUGAGAAGGUCUACACUUACAUCCAAUCUCGCUUCUAUCGAUCACCAGAAGUUAUUCUUGGUAUGACCUAUGGCAUGCCGAUUGAUAUGUGGAGUCUUGGCUGCAUCUUGGCAGAACUAUACACUGGAGUUCCUAUAUUCCCUGGUGAAAAUGAGCAGGAGCAGCUUGCAUGCAUUAUGGAAGUGUUUGGUCCGCCGGAAAAACACCUGAUUGAGAAGAGCUCGCGCAAAAAGCUUUUCUUUGAUUCGCUGGGAAAGCCUCGUCUCACCGUGUCUUCCAAAGGACGCAGACGUCGACCUUCAUCAAAGACGCUUCAGCAGGUUCUUAAAUGUGAUGAUGAAGCUUUCCUUGACUUUCUCGCACGCUGUCUACGCUGGGAUCCCGAUCGCCGAAUGAAACCGGAAGAAGCUAUUAGACACGAAUUCCUUACUGGCCAAAAGUCAUCCAUGGCACCUAUGCGAAUGAAUCCUCGAAACGAGUCUCCUAUCAAGCGACACAACACCAUUACAGUUCCAGCUAAUGCCAACAGACCUCUUCCAGAGCCGCCAGCGAAUACUCUUAAGAUUAAUGCAACGGUCAGAACACGAGAGAAUUCUGGACCUAGUCCGACCAAGAACCCUCCAGCGCCAGCUCGCCGAACCUCAAACAUCAACGGCUUGAGCAACACGACUGGCACUAGGCGCACGAGUACUGGCAUUAGCGCAUCGACAGGCCCCGGAGCUAGUAGUUUACCCAGAGUGACGACGAGGAGUGUCAGUGCUCGACAGGAGAUAGCCGCGACAGGAGCAACAGCAGCAAUGAGUCGGCGCGCAUGAGGAUGAUGGAAAUGACGAAUGCAUGUUUGGGUAUAGGUACAUAUGAAAGCGCGGGUCUAGAUGGGUGGCAUAAUUACUUUUCUUUCUAAUGAGCAUAGCUUGCGAGGGCCUUUGUUGUUUCAGCAUCACCAUACCCUUUCUUUCUUUACACGAGCUAGAGUUCCGCUUAUUUCGGAGCGGGGAGGUUGCAAGAUGCUGCUGGCUGUGACUUGCUUCUUGACGAGGCGUUUGUGGGGUAGUAUCGAGAAAUAUGGCCGAAGAGCGUUGUGCUUGUCGAAUGGAUGAAUGUAUAUUAAUGUUGCCAGGCUGAAAGGAUUGCCUUGGGAGGAAAACAAAAGAGAC